AUGGUGCAACUUGUGAAAGAGAAAUUUGAUGGAUUCCAAAUAACCUACAAGAGAGCAUGGCUAGCGAAACAAAAGGCAAUAAAACUCAUUUAUGGGGAUUGGGAGGGUUCAUAUGAACAGUUGCCUAAGUACAUGCAAGCUCUCAAGGAAUCAAAUCCUGGAACUGUUGUUGAGUGGAGGUUGUUAGAGUGUACGGUUCCUGGAACACAUGUUUUUCAACGAGUCUUUUGGGCAUUCAAGCCAUGUAUUGAUGGAUUCCGUCACUGCAGACCCCUUAUCACCAUUGAUGGCACUCAUUUAUAUGGCAAAUACAAAGGCACUCUACUCAUUGCUAUGGGAACGGAUGCCAAUUUUCAACUAUUCCCCCAUGCUUUUGCGGUUGUCGAAGGAGAGAACAAUGAUAGUUGGUCUUGGUUCAUGGCUUGUAUUCGUGCUCGAGUUACAGAUAGGAAAGGGCUAUGUGUGAUAUCUGACAGACAUGCUGGUAUUUUAGCAGCAAUGGAAGAAGUUGGAAGUGGUUGGGAGGAGCCCAAUGCCUACCACAAGUACUGUACACGACACUUGGCUUCUAAUGUGAACUCAAAAUUUAAAAGUGUCGUCAUAAAGAACCUCUUUGGCAAAGCAGCUACUGCAAGGCAGAAGAAGAAGUUUGAUUACUACAUCAACAAAAUUGGUGACUUGAAUGUAGAGGCCCGUAGGUACUUGGUGGAAAUUCCGUACAGUAAGUGGUCCAUUCAUCAUGAUGGUGGUUUCAGGUUUGGUGUGAAGACUACAAACAUGUCGGAAGUUUUCAACGGAGUCUUAAAGGGGGCUCGAUGUCUCCCGAUAACCGCUUUAGUGCAAAUGACCUUUUUCCGGAUUAACUCCUAUUUUGCAACUAGAAGAAGUUGGAGUAAAAGAAGACUUGAAGAGGGCCAUGAGUUAUCGGAAAAGGCUAAGAAGACAAUAGAAGCCAACAUGGAGAAAGCCACGCACCAUGAGGUUGUUGCUUUUGACUAUGAUGCCAUCGGGUUGUAUCAGGUUAGGACCGGUCGUGGAAGAAGAAAAGCUGGUAAAGGUGGUAACUCCCACACUGUGAAUCUGUUGAGCAAGACAUGUACUUGUGAGAAAUUGAGAAUAUACAAGCUCCCAUGCUCUCAUGUACUAGCAAUUUGUCGUCAUAGAAGCCUAUCACAUGCAGACUUUGUGGAUUCUUUUUUCAUGACCGCCGAAUAUAGGCGUUCAUACGCGAAGUGUUUCGCACCAGUUCCUGAUCCUUGCCACUGGUCAGCUUACAAUGGUCCUACUACUAUUGCCAACCCAGAUUUGAAAAGAGGCCCAGGCCGACGGUCCACUAGAAUUCGAAAUGAAAUGGAUGAGCGUCCCAAUCGUGUGAAGAAGGCAUGCAGUGUUUGUCGGCGACCUGGGCAUAACAAGAAGACAUGUCCUACUCUUAUUGGUGGAUUUGGAUCAUCUGGGUAA
Molecule: messenger RNA, 1461 nt
Organism: Chenopodium quinoa (quinoa)
Lineage: Eukaryota; Viridiplantae; Streptophyta; Magnoliopsida; Caryophyllales; Amaranthaceae
Exons: 1
Coding region: 1-1461 (486 amino acids)
Molecular function (GO): zinc ion binding
Source: RefSeq, a predicted model, not a curated record